GAGAGAAAGAGAGACGAGCGUAGCAUACCGAAGUUUAAAUCUGAUCCUGACAUGUCGGGCUACCGCUUCAAGGACGUAGCUCGUUGUCGCCUCGAGAGUCUUCCCGAUCGAGAAUCGACGACCUCGUUCGUUUGAACGGCGAAUCGAGAGACGUUGUCACGUCCACCGACAAGACUGAUAAUCUGUGUAAUGCAGCGCGCAAAGGCGACGACCUUCCGUCCCGAUUCAAGCUGCUCGAUCUUUUCACAAUAACGGCGAAAAUGUUCGGCAAGGUGCCACCGUCGAACACACCUGGACCGCCUUCGAACGAUGGAACGUUGGUCAAGUCGUGCGCCAGACCCAGUGGAACCGCGUGUUUGCCGUGUUUCUCGGUCGACGAGACGCCAGCCACGCUCACCGAGGAAAAGUCGAAACCUUGGAGGCCGAAAGACCACUCUAUGCCCGUAGUCUCCGAGGCACCCUCUACGGGAAUAGAGGACAAGCAGAAGCUCUGGAGAUCGAAGGAAAACUGCAACUCCUCCGUCAUCUUCGAUCCACCUUGUAUCACCGAUGACAACUCGAAACCGAAGAGAGCGAAGGAAGGAUCGUGCUCCAUGAACGAGUAUCCGACUCUCACGGACGACAAGACGAAAACCUGGAGAUCUAAGGAGAAUUGCAACGUUAGCGCGGUACCCGAUGUAGCUACCUCGAUCGAGGAGAAAUCGAAAGUAAGGAGAUGCAAGGAAACGUGUACGUCCUCCGAGUGUCUGGACGAUAAAAAACUUCGAAGGUCAACGAAGGAGUCCAGCGGUUCGUUGACGGUGGAGCCAGUUUCCGUCGAUCUAUAUGGUAGUUCGCAAACUCCUAGCUCCACGUCUAAUUUCUCCCAAACGUCGAUCUCGUUCGUCGAGGUGAACAGACCUAGCAGGACCGAGUCGACUGGCUGCUCGGUCGCGAAGAACUCCUGCUCCAAAUACUCGGCCAAGGAGAUUCCUGGCCACGGAAGAAGUCACACGGUGGCGAAGGCGACGAGCGUCGCGUCGAACUUGGCCGCUCGCAAGUGCACGUCCAAUUCUAAUUGUACGAGCUACGGGAAAUCUUCGAGUUGCGCGUCGACCAGCGCCACGAAAUCGCAGAGGGUGUUUGGUUCCAUUAGUCUGAGCAGUUUGAACGUCGACACCGGCUCGAGAGACUCGUUGAAGUUGGCAAAAAAGCACGUCGGUCCGAACCGCGAUUUUCUCGCUGGUAAAGAGCAACAUUUACCCGGAGGAAAGUCUAUUUCCAGAGAGACGCAGAGGAGUGUCGCGCAGGCUGCACCAUCGGCGGCAAGCAAACAAUCUACCGCGAAGCCUUCGGAUGCAGGACAUACGGUGUCGAACGGGAAGAGUCGACCCGUCUCGGAGUCUAACAGCGAGCUAGGUGACUCACCGAUGGACUUCACCGCGAUUUCUAUGAUUCAGUCGACCGAUGAAUCUUGCCAGAAGUCGUCCGCGAAGUCGUACGCUGCCAGCAAUGAUACGAUGGAGUUGGUGGUUUCGGCAACUUCGUCGUCGUCGGGCGCUUACGAGCAACGAAAUUGCAGAGGGGAUUUUACCACGUCCACACCGUCGAAGGACUGGAUGAAAUCCAACGGCGACGCGUUGCAAAGUUGCAUUUCCUGUUUGCCGCAAGAUCUUCCAACGGAGCUUCAGUCUUCGCCCCGGAGUUACAGGGAACGAGAAAAGUGCCGUGAUCCAUGGCGACCCACCGAAAUGGAAAGCAAUAUCUGCAACCUGAAUGUGUGUCCUAGUGAUACGUAUCAGGAUACCGGCUCGAAAAGGAGAACAGGUGCUUCCUGCCAGGCGUUGAGGCAUGCGGUUGCCUCGUUGAACCGAUUGGAUGACUUUUAUAUGGAGAAGAUCGGUGCCGGAUUCUUUUCGGAAGUGUUCAAGGUUACCCACAAAGUGACGAGUCAGGUGAUGGUCCUGAAGAUGAACCAGCUGCCUGCGAAUAGGCCAAACAUGCUGAAAGAAGUUCAACUGAUGAACAAGCUCAGCCAUCCGAACAUACUCAGGUUCAUGGGAGUCUGUGUACACGAGGGUCAACUGCACGCCCUCACAGAGUACAUAAACGGCGGUAGCUUGGAACAGUUGAUCAUGUCGAGGCACACGCCUCUACCCCAUCCGAUCAGGAUGAAUCUGGCGAGAGACGUGGCACGGGGCAUGACCUACCUCCACAGUCGUGGAGUCUUUCAUCGGGAUCUCACGUCGAAGAACGUGCUGAUCAAGAAGGACGAAAGUACGUCGGAAAUGACCGCCGUGGUGGGCGAUUUUGGGCUGGCAGCGAAGAUCCCGGAUCCCAGUUCCGGAUACAGGCUGAGCACCGUAGGCAGUCCCUAUUGGAUGUCACCGGAAUGUCUGAAGGGUCAAUGGUACGAUCACAGGUCGGACGUUUUCUCGUUCGGUAUAGUGGUCUGCGAGCUGAUCGGCCGCGUGCCGGCCGAUCCGGACGUUCUACCACGGUCAGAUAACUUUGGCCUCGAUUACCUGGCCGUGGCAGAGAUCUGCGCGGCAGCUGAUCCGCCGCCAGCCUUUCUGCAGCUUGCCUUCAAUUGUUGCACCUACGAGCCAAAAUCAAGACCGACCUUCCACGAGAUUACCUGCAGCCUGGACACUAUGAUCAGCAACUACGAGGAGGAAUCGAAGAACAAUAUCGGUAAACGUCAGUCCGUGGAUCCUGCCCUCAUGUCCAGCAUGGACGAGAUCACUCGAGAAGGACGACCGACGAAGCGCAAGACUGCUCGUCUGCGGAGUCAAUCGGCGGACGCGAGAGGUUGCGACAACGCAACGCCCUCCGACAAGGCUAGGUGUCAUUCCGUGAGAAGGGUAGCGGAACUGGCCAGCAGGAGGGACCCGCAUUACAGGCCUAUGACGGCGAAUCCGUUCCACGCGUUGGGUGGCGUGAAGAAAAUCCUUGGCAAUUUGUUCUCCAGCUGCUUGGAGCUUCCGUCUCUGGAGGAUGUCAGGCCAAGCGUCACAGAUGCUAUCGCCAAGUUCAAGCCCGCGCAGAACGACAGUAUCGCGAAGAUCUUGGACAGAAAGAAACCAAACUCGGAACCGAGCAGUCCGACCGCCAGGAAGAAAUGGGAGAGAAAGGUGGCUACAAAGGCGGGCGCUGCCAGCUUGUUCACCCAUCCGCUUUUCCGAGACGGAUGGGAGCCAAGAAGGCGAGGUAGCUGUGAGUCGGGUUUUUGGAGCUGCGUCGGCGAAGAUCUCAGCCCGGAGCCACCAAAUCGUCGACACACCUCCACCUUGAGCAGCUCCGCGGCAAGCAGCUUGUUUUUAUUGGACGACCAUCGAACCAGCUCGAUCUACACCGACUCGUCCGAAGAUAUAGCGAGCUUAGGAGGUGGCGACUCCUGUUGGGAGGAUAGAUUAAGCGGUAUCGGGUCUUCCAGUAAAACCAUUUCCAAGAUCGUCGAGUAUUUCGAGAGGAAGCAAGCAGGUAGUUUGCGACUUGCCGAUCACGAUGCCAGCUCUAGUAGGUUAACGUUCUUGAAAGCAAAUUUAGAGGGUCCCGUUCCAUUAUGCAGUAUCUCAGCCGCGCAAAGGUUAGUCGUUUGCGAAGGUGCGGUACGCAGCAAAUUGCCCUUGUUUGACAAAAAGUGAUACGCAUCACUCGCACGUCGUACAGCAGUUCGUUCCAUAGGGUUUCUUGGUUUUUUACCGAUGUUUCUGGACCGCGUGAAAGCGCCUACACAGAGAAACGCUUCGACCCGAUUUGCUCCACGUGGAACAGCGAUGGCUAUGUCGAUGCGACAAAGAUAUUGAAAAAGAGUAGCGGGUCGGUGGAAAGUAGGGUCGAACGACGAAAGUAGUCGCGCGCGAAAGAAGAGCUAGAAGAUCGAAGAACGAUUAUAUUUUUAUCGGACUUUGAGAUCGAAGCGGUUAAAGUUGGAACAGGGUCAGUAUUAACCAGAUUCGAAUAUCUGGUUCAAGUUCAAUGAAAAUAUAGUCGAGUAGGAGUUCAGCGGACACUUCUCUAAAAUCUAGUAACCCGACUGUGAUGUUUUUUGAUAAUCUACAUACAUUAUUGACCCAUACUGCUAUGUUUGAAGCUGUCGGCGCGAGUUUCCUCUUCCGCGUGCGACGAUCGUUACAUAUUUCUCACCGCGUUAGUGCACUUUAAAAAAAAAAAAAACUUUAUACUCGAUACAAUAGCUGGUAAAUUUUAAAAGAAGGUUCUUUCACUUUACACAUGCCACAGGAUAUGUCAAUAGUAUUUUGCAUGAAAAUGAAACGUUUCUUGCGUUGUAGUUUGGAAUAUUUAGGAAUUUUCAAACACCAUCAACCUAUUUUCCUCGGACGUGCAAUUUAAUAGAAGGAGAUGAAGAAGUUAACGGUUCAGAGGAUCGAAAGAAGCAAUACACGUUUCAUUUUGAGACUGCGGCGAUCCAAUGCCAGUAGAAACGCUGCUCAUGUUCUUACCUUUUGCAGUGCCUCGCAGUUCCUAGUUAGCCACCUCCGUCCUUAUCCACGACAACCGAUUUUUUAUCAAUUAUUAACGACGAUCAUACAAAAUCGAAAUGUGAAUGAACCAAUCGUAUUCAUUUCUAAGUUGAAAACGGUUUUUGAACGCAUUACUAAUCCCAACAAUCGUCUCCUAUUACUUGAUUCGUGUCUGCACACGUUUCUUUUCGCGCCGAUAUCGAUGCUGAUGUCGUUCAGCAGCGUUAAACUCUUACAUUAAAUAUCAGGAUGUCGGGAUAAGCAGCGAAAACUACGGCAAUGUACAACAGAAGGCGGUAUAUUUUCCUAUAUGAAUUCGAACAUUCGAAAACGAGAUAAACGAAACUACUUUUAUUUUAAGAGCAUCUAACGACAGAUUUUAACAGAUCUUUACGUAUGAAGUAAAGUAUAUCGUUGGUAUAAUUUAUAUCUUUGUUUCUUGUAACGAUCAUUCGUACCUGUGCCGUUAUUUUUUUGCCGUAUCGCCGUCUUUUUUUGUACAGUAUCGUGUAAGUUGGUGAGGUAAAAGAAUUCGUCAGGGCCUACGCUGUGCUUAUACGAGUUUUUAAUUACAUUUUUGAUCGAGCGAAGAAUACUUCCCCAACGCGCGACGCCACGACGUGGUGUUUGAUCGUUUUGCGCGUCGUAGAUUAGUACUCAGGAUGCGAAACGAGACACAUAGUAUAUUUUGUUGACAGAGAUACCGUGUCCUGAAUAUUUUUGUUGAUAUAAAAGAAAUGGGACGAUGGUCCACCACACACUGUGAAAGAGAGGGAGGGAGAGAAAGUAUGCGAGCGAGAGAGAGAGAGAGAGAGAGAGUGCGAGAGAAAGAGCAAAUGAAACUGAUCUAGUCAGUGUAUUAUCGUCGGCGGCCUUAUCUUUUGUAUGUCGUAGCGCUAAUUACUUAAGUGUUCCAAGGAAAGCGAACAAACAGAACACAGGCGGAUACUACGCAACCUGUUCGAAGAUACGAUACAUCGGUAGUCGUUGAUAAAACGCGAAACGAACGUAACGAACCAUUGGGAAUAACGUUUCAUUGCGAAUGUUCGUCGAAGAACACGCAUGAAAUUCAGAUUGUGAACGACGAUCUAUCGAACGAAUGAAUGCAUGUGAAUAUUUAGAAGCGUAAGAAGUCGUACGUGCUCCUUUGGCUGCCUCGAAAUCGUGUCUCUGUUAUACGGUAAAAUACUUAGUUGUAUAAUUAGAAUUUGUUGACUCGGAGCUUAGCGGGACAAGGAGACGAAUUCGAGAUGGCACGCGGAGCAUAUUAGUUUUUAGUUGCGCUCUUUUACGCGGAUACAGUAUCCUUAUAAGACUUUUGACGAGCACCGAAUUGUUUUCCAUAAUGCCAGACAUUUUUUUCUUUUUAUAAUUUCCUUUAUAUCGUGAGUCAAUCGGCUUAAUCGGUUUAAGUUAUCUUCAACCUCGUGUCACGAUUACAAGUCUGGUUCGUUCUUUAUGAAUUUCUUUUUUAUAUCCUUGAGAGUACUGUGUGUGAGUAACAGAGGAUGAUUUGGGUAGGUACUGUACCGCGCGUCAGCGUGUAAAUCGUUUCGUCGCCCUGGUUGCGGGACGAGUCGAACCAAAUUUCUACUAGAAUAAUAGGCAACUAUACCUUUUUACUUGUCAGAGUUCGUUCACGGGUUCUACUUGAUAAGACUGCGUGUUUGUUAAAUAUGUAUGUAAGUAGUAAGUUGUCGAUAAUUCGCAGUCCCUUCUUCCUUGCCUAACGGAAUGCAUUGUCGACCAGAAGCCAAGAUUUUUUUGUUUCGUCCCAUCGAGUCGAUGCGAAAAUAACGUAGAACAUUUUGACAAAGCUUUUAUUUUCGAGUGUAUCGAUGAUCGACGAAUGUGUCAUUUUAACUGUAGUCUUCCCAGCUAUCGAAACGAAACUCUUGCGUACCUGUUAUUUUUGUAUCGAGUCGAUUAUCAUAGAACGAUGCGUUCUGUUUGAACGCGUCAAUCGGUACCUGAAGAAACAUUGAAGCAAGGACUGCGAAUGGGUUAUUUUUAAUAGUCGCGGACAUAUCAGGAGUGGGCAUAUCCUGAGAGAGUUGGUUGCUGGCGGAAGAUGAUUGUCGAGGAGAAGACAAGAAUUACAUGAAUUUUGACGAACGUUUGACGAACAGAAGCGAAAAAAGAAGGUUAGAGAUUCUGUCUGCGUGCGUGUGUGAGAGAAAAAGAGAGAAAAGAGAUGCUGUGAAAGUGUAACAGAAUACACGAGUAAAAGUACAUCGGACUUGCAAGACCGA
Messenger RNA from Bombus pascuorum, 6718 nucleotides. RefSeq lists its product as uncharacterized. The transcript has 5 exons. Gene Ontology annotation, cellular component: nucleus; cytoplasm. Gene Ontology annotation, molecular function: protein serine/threonine kinase activity; ATP binding. The record is from RefSeq and is a predicted model, not a curated record. Bases 261 to 3626 code for a protein of 1121 amino acids. Lineage: Eukaryota; Metazoa; Arthropoda; Insecta; Hymenoptera; Apidae. Gene Ontology annotation, biological process: actin cytoskeleton organization; protein phosphorylation.